GAACGUCCCAUCUCCAAAGCCUUAUUUCACCAUGACUAUCACUACAAUCACUCCUAUGACCAAAGGUCCCACAGACCGGCCAGGUUGUGAGGUGAAGAAUAUCAUGGUUACUGGAGGAGCAGGAUUCAUUGGAUCUUGGAUGUGCCAUCACCUUGUUCAUCAAUAUGGAGAACAGUAUAGCGUUGUCUGCCUUGAUAAGCUGAGCAAUGUGUCUACCUUGAACAAUCUAAAGUCGGUUCUGGACAGACCCAACUUUCACUUUGUCCAAGGCAAUCUCCAUGACAAGGAACGCCUGAUCAAGAUUAUGGACGAGUACAACAUCGAUAGCGUCAUACACUUUGCAGCAGAGUCCAGUGUUCAGAAGUCAUUUAGCGAUCCUGCUGCUUUUGUGGACAUGAAUGUGUGUGCGACGUUUCGGUUACUGGAAGCAAUGAACGCCCAUGGAAAAAUUACAAGAUUUGUACAUGCCUCGACUGAUGAGGUGUAUGGGGAAACAUGGGGGGUCAGUGUGGACGAAGACACGCGUAUGAACCCUACCAAUCCUUAUGCCGCUAGCAAAGCUGCAGCCGAAAUGUUCGUCAUGGCCUAUCGAAAGAGCUUUGGUAUUCCCGGCAUGAUUCUACGGUGUAACAACAUUUAUGGACCCUGUCAAUACCCCGAGAAGCUCAUCCCCAAAUUUGCUGUGCUUGCCAGGGACGGCCAGAAGUUGACAAUCCAAGGCAACGGCAGCCGUACUAGGAAUUUCGUUCAUGUCGCUGAUGUAAUUGCUGCAUAUGAUAUGGUUCUUCAUAAAGGCGUUCCCGGGGGUGUUUAUAACGUCAGCUCAUCAGACGAAGUAUCAGUGCGUGAUGUCGCGAUUGGAGUUUUGAGAGAAUUUGGACAUGACAAAAGGGGAGAACUUGAUAAAUUCAUUGUUUCUAUUCCAGAUAGGCCAUACAACGACAAUGACUAUGUUGUCAAGGGUGACAGGCUCAAGGAACUCGGAUGGUCUCAAAGCGUCUGCUUCAAGGAAGGACUAGCCGACACGGUCCAGUGGUAUCGGGAGAAUGGGGACAAUUGGUGGAAGGAGGCACUCGGCAAUCAAAUCAGCGUGUGA
This is a messenger RNA of Aspergillus eucalypticola CBS 122712, 1096 nucleotides long. RefSeq names its product dTDP-D-glucose 4,6-dehydratase. The coding region runs from base 32 to 1096 and encodes 354 amino acids. Gene Ontology annotation, molecular function: oxidoreductase activity; dTDP-glucose 4,6-dehydratase activity. The transcript has 3 exons. Lineage: Eukaryota; Fungi; Ascomycota; Eurotiomycetes; Eurotiales; Aspergillaceae. The record is from RefSeq and is a predicted model, not a curated record.